AUGGCCGACAUUCUCACGCAGCUCCAGACCUGUCUGGAUCAGCUCGCAACCCAAUUCUACGCAACACUUGGCUACCUCACCACAUACCACGAUAAUGCUCCAACAGUACCACCCCCCAAUGUUCCUGACGCAGCCCCGGCCCUGGCCAAGAUGACCAAGAACUCGUCAUCGCCGCCAGUCCCAGCAGCCAUCGCAAACAAAGUGGGGGGCGCAGCCGCAGUCGCAGGAAAUGCAUCACCCCCGCUUGCGCCUCCUCAACAGCCCGGAGCUGCGCCAGGGAAUCCAGCUACAGGCGACGACCCAAAUCUUCCUCCCGCGCCGGACUCGCCUCGUACAUUCGCAAGCCGGCAGCGAGAGCUUGCGCGCGAUCUGAUUAUCAAGGAACAGCAGAUUGAAUACCUCAUUUCUGUACUUCCUGGAAUUGGCGCUUCCGAAGCGGAGCAAGAGGCUAGAAUCCGGGAGCUGGAAAAGGAGCUUCGAGCCGUGGAGAAGGAACGUGCUGCGAAGGUGCGUGAUUUGAAGAAGCUGAGGACUCGACUAGAGAGUGUUCUCGGUGCUGUGGCUGUGGGUAUUCAUGGGGAUGGGUUUGGUCAAAAGUGA
Penicillium paradoxum is the source of this 600-nucleotide messenger RNA. Its product is annotated as med21 domain-containing protein. The transcript is spliced from 2 exons. Gene Ontology annotation, biological process: regulation of transcription by RNA polymerase II. Gene Ontology annotation, molecular function: transcription coregulator activity. The record is from RefSeq and is a predicted model, not a curated record. Gene Ontology annotation, cellular component: mediator complex. NCBI's taxonomy places the organism in Eukaryota, Fungi, Ascomycota, Eurotiomycetes, Eurotiales, Aspergillaceae. Bases 1 to 600 code for a protein of 199 amino acids.